AUGUUGACGUCAUUUUCUCUCCUAUUUUCUUUCUUUUCUUUUUUUUGUGGGUGGGGGUAUUUAACUCUCUUUGUUCUUUCCCUUUUUUCCUUUUUUUUCCCUACUUUUCCUCCCACUCUUAUAGUUUCAUUCUUCCUCCUCCUCCUCCUUUUUUUCAUACUUUCUUCGUUUUUUUUUUCCUUUUCUUUUCACGUUACAACAACAACUACUACUACUACUACUGUCUCACCUAUUCUCUUCUGUCCGCCUCCACCCCGCGCCGGUCAAACGUUUACGACUAUCGCUGCACCUAACAACAAGACCUUAACCACCGCCGCUGCCGCUUCCCCAUCAUCCCCACAAAGGCAACAACCUUUCACCUCUGCCACGACGUCUAUACUGAAACACACGAACAAGCGAGUAACUGAACAAGUAGACACGACUAGACGAGAUGAGGGUCGUGUCGUGUCGGUUGGAAAACACGCCGCCGUGCUCACCACCUUCUAUCCACCCCACCUGCAGCCUUGCUCUCUUUCUCUUGAUCACGAUUUACGCAAAUCUCUCUCUUUCUCUCUCGACUUUCGCUCUCUCUCUCUCUUCCUCUCUCUUUACCGCGGCGUCACCAUUUUCCCCUAA
Molecule: messenger RNA, 615 nt
Organism: Acanthosepion pharaonis
Lineage: Eukaryota; Metazoa; Mollusca; Cephalopoda; Sepiida; Sepiidae
Source: the annotation of a GenBank genome assembly